GGUUCCUCAUCGCACAGCCGCUCAGACUGAUGCUGUCCACUCCAAUGUAAACUACUACUACUGUCUACUGUACCUGAUUGAACUAGAGUUGGUGUUUCUUUGGAGGAUUCGCUCUGCCGUGAUAAGGAUUUAUCGAUCUCAAGACCAUUCAGGAAAUACCCUCAACCAUCUCUACUAUAUCCCUCCAGGAGGCCAGCAUGCCCCAGACUCCGCCCCUCUCUGGCCUGCAGGGGGCUGGUCGGGUCAAACGGUCCCAGACCACAGGGGACCAAGACUACCCAAGCCACUGUUACCAUACCAACCAGCAGGACCACCCCAGCCUCUGUUACCAUGAUUCUCAGCUGGUGUCCGGGUCGCUAGAUGCCCUCAUCCAGCGACUGGUCCCAACGCUCGAUUACUACCCUGACAGGACGUACAUCUUCACCUUCCUACUCAGCUCCCGGCUCUUCGUCCCUCCCGACCAGCUCAUGGUCACCGUCUGCCGGCUGGCUUUGGAGCCGCGACACGAUGACUCCCAGGUUGACCAGAUGAGGAUCGCGGAGCUUGCUCCCAAAAUGGUGCAGCUGCUGAGGGAGUGGGCGAGCAGCUUCCCUCACGACUUCCGGGAUGAGAGGCUAAUAGGCAGCCUGAAGGACCUCACCCAGCACCUGGCCACCGUAGACCAGGUCUACAGGAAGGCGUUGGGCCAGAUCCUCCAGGAUGUGAUGCAGAGCCUGGCGGUGCAGAGCCGGUACCAGGAGGUCCUGCUGAGGGUCAGGAGUGCGACAGCUGAAUGCUGGAGGGUGAUGGAGACCAAGUCCCGGGCCCAGAGGGACCUGCUGUCCGUCUGCAACGACCCCUUCACUCUGGCUCAGCAGCUAACGCACAUUGAGCUGGAGAGACUGAGUUACAUCGGCCCAGAGGAAUUCAUUCAGGCGUUGGAUCAGAAACGACAGCUGGACAGCAACCAGCCAAGCAACCUUGGAGCGUACGUGGAUUGGUUCAACAGACUCAGCUACCUGGUGGCUACAGAUAUCUGCACGGCUGUGAAGAGGAAGACCAGAGCCAGGGUGACAGAGUUUUUCAUUGAUGUGGCGAGAGAAUGCCUCAACAUCGGGAACUUUAAUUCCCUCAUGGCCAUCCUCUCUGGGAUGACCAUGGGUUCUGUGUCUCGGUUGAAAAAGACCUGGGGGAAAGUGAAGACCGCCUCUUUUGAUAUCCUUGAACACCAGAUGGAUCCUUCCAGUAACUUCUCUAACUACAGAAGAUCCCUGCAAGGCGCUCUGCAGAGGUCCCUGAGCGCCACCAGCCCCAGAGAGAAGGUUGUCAUUCCAUUCUUCAGCUUGUUGAUUAAGGACCUAUACUUCCUCAACCAGAGUUCUCCCAGUCGCCUGGCCAACGGUCAUGUCAACUUCACGAAGCUACAGGAAGUGUCGCGGCAGCUCCGGGAGGUGAUGCGGUGGCAGGAGGUGGAGAGUCCAUUCCAGAUGAACUGCCGGAUCCAGACGUUCCUGCUCACCACACCUGUCCUUAACGAGGACGCACUGUAUCUUGCCUCCUAUGAGAGUGAACGACCAGAGAACAACACAGAGAAGCACCGAUGGCAAACCCUCAGGUCCUCUUUACUGAACAGGCUCUGAACUCCCAGUGCCAACACCAAACCCACUCCCCUCUCCAGGAGCCCCCCUUAUCUGGGCCCUUUUCUGAAGACCCCAGCCAGUGGUGUCCCGGCCAUCAGGCAUAGCCUACUGGGACCAAACCCAGCCGCCGCAUCGGUCGGCCGGGGGACUGUCUCUCUGAGUCAUUCGGGCUGCACAUGAGAGUGUGCUAAGUUAGUUAAUGUGCAUUAACAUUCUAGACAAAUGCAAUGUAGUGCAUCAGAGGGAUGGCCAACAAAAGCCAUCAACAAGAAAAUGUCAUAGGGACAGAUUUUGAAAUUAUUAAAAAAAAGGAAGCAGGCUUUACUGGCACAGUACCCUUCUAAGGAGUGGUGGAUAAUCAAGGCUGAAUCUUGUUCCCAGCACACCACUAACCACAACAAUAGCCAACGCUGCAGUUAAGUCUAUUUGUCCUGCUGAGUGUAGAGGUUAGCUGCUACCUGAAUUUAGCCCCGUCUUUCCUAAAGUAAAAUCAAAUGUUUCUAAAAUAUACAUUUUUAGAACCAAAGUAGUGUGCUGUAAUCUAUUAUUUUUACUAUGUAAAAUGAUGCUUAUUAUUUAUUAUUGCAGUCUGGUUGUCACUGUUUGCAGUGAAUUACUGUUGUUUCAUCUUAUUUAAUUUGUGCUCAGUAGGCUACAUUACAUCAAAUAAAAUAAUUAUUUUAAAUAUCGAAAUUGUUUGUAGGCUAGCCUACAACAAACACUUGGCUAGCCUCCUAUCUUAAACCGGGAACACAGCUAAUUAGGUCAUACACAAAUCUUGUGAUUUGUUUUAUUUUCCAAUAGGUUUUAUACAUUUUGUUACUACUUUUACCAGAAUAGAACAUUCCUUUUUAACGUUUUUAUUGUGUCGGCCUUAGGGUUAAUAAAUGAAUGCUGACACAAAU
Molecule: messenger RNA, 2524 nt
Organism: Gadus morhua (Atlantic cod)
Lineage: Eukaryota; Metazoa; Chordata; Actinopteri; Gadiformes; Gadidae
Gene: rasgef1ba
Product: RasGEF domain family, member 1Ba
Exons: 14
Coding region: 198-1619 (473 amino acids)
Biological process (GO): Ras protein signal transduction
Cellular component (GO): plasma membrane
Molecular function (GO): guanyl-nucleotide exchange factor activity
Source: RefSeq, a predicted model, not a curated record